This is a messenger RNA of Chanos chanos (milkfish), 3094 nucleotides long. RefSeq names its product sushi domain containing 1 (gene susd1). The transcript is spliced from 20 exons. Bases 164 to 2926 code for a protein of 920 amino acids. The record is from RefSeq and is a predicted model, not a curated record. NCBI's taxonomy places the organism in Eukaryota, Metazoa, Chordata, Actinopteri, Gonorynchiformes, Chanidae. Gene Ontology annotation, molecular function: calcium ion binding.
ACAAACAGCUCGCACUGGGUUACAGUCUGAUGAGCAUCUGAUGUGUUCAGCUGUGGAAAGCUAUCAAACGGGCUCAGGAAAGAGCAGACUCCACAGUGGAAGCUGUAGAAGAUGCAGAUAAAGAGCCAGACGUUGUUGGAUCAUCUGAGAAAACUUUCCUGAGAUGAGCAGGGCAGACAUGUCGCUGAGGACAGCAGUUGUGUCCACGGUCCUUUGCUUUCUCUCUCUUCAGAGCAUACUCAAAGGUGUAGAGGUGGGUGCAGACCCAGUGGACGUGUGUUCGUUGUGCCACCCUAACGCCACCUGUGAGGACAAGGCGGACGGAAGCCCGGGCAAAGUCUGCAACUGCAUGUAUGGCUUUGUGGGGAACGGCCUCACACACUGUCAAGAUAAGGACGAGUGUCAGAUGAGUGGAAACAGAAUCUGUGGUAAUCACACGACUUGUCACAACACAUACGGAAGCUUCUACUGCACCUGUCUACGAGGUUACACCCCAUCCAACAGCAUGCCAAUCUUUAUCCCUAACGACGGAACGUACUGCCACGAUAUAGACGAGUGCAGAAUACCUGGAAUUUGUGGUGAGGGGGGUCACUGUAAGAACACCCCAGGUGAUUUCACCUGUUCCUGCCAAACCGGGUACAGAGUACAGAACGGAUCAGAACCAUUCAACUCAAAACGGGACAAAGCUUUCUGCAGAGCCAUUGACUGUGGACAGCCUCCUUCAGUCACACAUGCCAUUCAACUUCUACCCAUUCAAACCAAAUAUGGAAGUGUUGUAAAAUACCACUGUAUGACGGGCUUCCUCUGGAAGAGCGGGAAAAACUCAUCCACUUGUGGACACGAGGGAAUAUGGACAGUUCCAAAUCUUGUUUGUGAAGAGGUAGACUGUGGUUCACCUCCCUCAUUCCCACACUCAGAAAUGAUAUGGAAUAAAAACGGUAAAAUGGGUUCAGUGGCUUUUUAUCUCUGUGAUGUUGGAUUCCGUAACACAGGACAUGAAAACGUGUCAGUUUGCACUGCCAAGGGUACCUGGUCCCAACCCAGCUUUUUGUGUGAAGAGAUAGUUUGCGGAGAUCCUCCUGUUCUGCCUCACUCAGUAAUGACUUGGAACAGGGACAUUAAAAUGGGCUCUGAGGUGGUGUAUGAAUGUGCUGUUGGAUAUCAGAGUUUGGGUGGGGAGAAUGUUUCUGUUUGCAUGAAGGAUGGACAGUGGAGCAAACCCUCUAUGACAUGUGAAGAGAUUUCUUGCGGGGACCCGCCUGUGCUGCCUUACACUGGCCGGGAGUGGAAUGGCAGCUCAAAGUUUGGCAGCGUGGUUGUCUAUUUCUGUCAUGCGGGAUAUUAUCAUGAACAGGGAGACAACAAAUCAUUUUGCGCAGAUAACGGUUUCUGGACAACGUCAACCAUAGUAUGCAAAGUGAUUGACUGUGGGGACCCUCCUGCCCUGCCUAACUCUGUAAUGUUGUGGAACAGAGACACUAAACUGGGCUCAGAGGUUUUAUAUGAAUGCAAACCUGGAUUUAACAACACGAGAUCUGAAAAUGUAUCAGUUUGCACUCCUGACAGUUACUGGAGCCGCCCUGAUUUUUGGUGCCAAGCUUCCUUCCUCCCUCUCUCAGAGAUAGUGUGCGGGGCACCCCCGACCCUGCCUAACUCAGUAAUGCAAUGGGACAGAGACACUAAAGUGAACUCUGAGGUGUUUUAUAAGUGUGAUGUCGGAUAUCACAGUGUGGGAAGCGGAAACGUUUCCAUCUGCACCACAAUCGGACAAUGGAGCGACCCCUCUAUGACCUGUGAAGAAACAAGCUGUGGCCCACCACCAGUACUGCCUAACACUGUUCUGAACUGGGACCAGACCUCUAGACUGGGAAGCACAGUUCAGUAUGCAUGUAAAUAUGGAUUUUAUCAGGAGAGUGGUGAGAAUCUCUCCACCUGCACCUCAGCAGGACGGUGGGAGAAGGUUUCAAUCUCAUGCAGAGCCCUUUGUGGCCCCGCCCCCUUUUUGGCCCAUGCUGAGCUAGCGUGGGAGAACACCACAACAAUCCGUUAUCGAUGCCAGACAGGAUAUUACAGACACGCAGGAAGUGACACGUCUGUGUGUGACGUCAGAGGACAGUGGCAAGCCGCCACUCUGCAAUGCAAGGUGAUUAAAUACGGUGUUAGAGAGCUGGUGGUUUUCAACGAGCGAUGCCUCAGGUGGCGAGCAGAUGAAGAUGGAGAAAAGGAACAUUACAGAGUGGAGUUUGUCGGAUUAAGAGACUACGACAAGUCGUUCCGUGAUUGGAGGAAAAAAGAGUUCAGCUCAGCGGCAGACAGGCCUGUUCUGUGCUUACAUCUACUGCCUGCAACCAACUACACCAUCAACAUCACAGCACUGCUGGCCCAAACCUCCACCACCACCAUAACCAACACCAGCAUACACAUUCCCCCAGUGCCAGCCGUCACAUACAGUGAGGUUGAAGUACCUCUGCCCACUCUGAGACUGCACCGAUCUCCUCACAGCCUGGAUCAAAUAUGUGUGUACCAGGUGUUUGUGCUGCCAAUAGAGGAAACAUUAGUGUUUGACUGUCGACUCUCAGACCGCCCUCACCUCCCCAGGCAGACCCAGGGCAGCAGGGCAUACGUGGCAGCCCAGAUUCAGCUGAGGGAUCUGGGCAGAGAGCUCCAUUUCACAGUGGGAGAUGAGCAGGCCUAUGGAGGAUAUUACAACGCCCCACUGGAGAAUGGGAGAGACUAUUACAUCAUUCUCCGCACUGUUUGCCAAUGGGGAAAGAGCAGGGAACAGUCCUGUGUUAUCUGGGCAAAAGCCACAGGUACACCACGUGCCACCAGGUUGUCGGCCCUAAUUACCGCAGGAUCUAUCGGAAUCACAGGCGUUGCCGUCUUCAUUGGAUACUGCUGCAAAUGGCUCCUCAAGAGGACUUGACACAUGUAUUCCGUGAUCUUGAAAAUCACGCUGUAAUGUUGCUCUGGGACGUUAUAAAGUGAGGCACACUUGUUUUUGGCAUGCAUGGCUCUUUUGAAGGAGUACGGAAAUGCCUCUUAUUUACACCUUUGUUAUUACAUUUAUAACUGGUAUUCAUAGUACAAUAAC